CUUUGUCAUGUUAUAGAGUACGGAGUUACAUAAAGCCAUCAUCAUCAGCGAUGGCCGUGCUGAAUCUCAAGCAGACAGAUCUCUCCAAUUCACUCUCGGUCCAAGAUAGCCAGCCCUACUUCCCACCUACAUCAACAGUCCUAGUAUCUACAAGAUAAUCUUCACCAUGACAACCCCAACUCCAAACCUCGUCUCCAUCAACAAGCUCUCCGGCACCCGCGUCCUCAUCAUCGGCGGCACCUCCGGCCUGGGGUUCGCCGUCGCCCGCGCCGCCCUCGAACACGGCGCCAGCGUCCUCGUCGCCAGCUCCCGCCCCGAAAAAGUCCAGUCCGCGCUCUCCCGCCUGCGCACCUUCUACCCAGACGAGCAAUUCACGAGCAGAAUAGCCGGCACAACAGUCGACCUAGGGGAUGAGUCCACCCUCGAGGCGAACGUCCUCACUCUGCUGGAUAAAGCAACGCAGCCUGAUCUCUUCCCGUCUACAGCGGACACCUCCGGGAAAAGCGAAAAGGUCCUCCUAGACCACAUCGUCUUCACAGCCGGCGACGCCCUCAAAAUCCUCCCGCCGACAGACCCAACCCUCGACCCCGCAUACAUCCGCGCCCUCACCACCGUCCGGGUCCUGGGCGGCCUGAUGCUCGCGAAGCACGUCCCGAGCUACAUGGCGCAAUCUGCGCGGUCGUCACUGACGCUAACGAGCGGGGCGGUGGCGGUGCGGCCGCCGCCGGGGUACAGUGUGGGAGCGAUGCUUGGGAAUGCGAUCAUCGGGCUUGGGCGCGGGUUAGCGGUUGAUCUUGCGCCGGUGAGGGUGAAUGUUGUUGCGCCGGGGGCGGUGCGGACGGAGCUGUUUGGGGGUUUGCCUGAGGAGGUGAUUGAGGGGUUGAAGGGGAGGACGUUGACGGGGAAUUGGGCCGGCCGGAGGAUGUGGCGGAGGGGUAUUUGGGGUUAUGAAGGAUGGGUUUGUGACAGGGGUGGUGGUGCAGUCGGAUGGGGGAUGAGCAUCAAGGCUUGAGCUUGAUUGAAUGUUAUUGCUUGUUUUUAAUGUGGAUGUAAGUAAGGAAAGACGGUAAUGAAUAGCUUGAUGCUGAUGCUAAUAUGCUGACGCUGACGCUGUACUGUACUAACGCUAAACUGAUAUCAUAACAUGACAUAACUAU
This is a messenger RNA of Aspergillus novofumigatus IBT 16806, 1157 nucleotides long. Its product is annotated as oxidoreductase, short chain dehydrogenase/reductase family. Gene Ontology annotation, molecular function: oxidoreductase activity. Bases 167 to 1012 code for a protein of 281 amino acids. The transcript has a single exon. Lineage: Eukaryota; Fungi; Ascomycota; Eurotiomycetes; Eurotiales; Aspergillaceae. The record is from RefSeq and is a predicted model, not a curated record.